GAAAUACAUUUUCGGGAAAUGGCCUCUAAAUCUUGGCUGAAUAUUUUAACCUUCCUUUGUGGAUCAGCAGUCGGAUUUGUUUUAUGCUCUCAGCUACUUAGUAUUUUGUUGGAAGAACAGAAGGACAUCCAGCCUAGUAUUCUUCAUAAUGAUCCUCACGCUAGGCAUUCAGAUGACAAUGAACAGAAUCAUCUAGAAGGACAAAUGAACUUUGAUGCAGAUGCCAGCCAACAUAAAGAUGAGAACACUGACAUCGCUGAAAAGCUCUAUCAGAAGGUUAAAAUUCUUUGCUGGGUAAUGACAGGGCCUCAGAAUCUAGAGAAAAAGGCUAAACAUGUCAAAGCUACAUGGGCCCAGCGUUGUAAUAAAGUGUUGUUUAUGAGUUCAGAAGAAAACAAGGACUUCCCUGCUGUGGGAUUAAAAACCAGAGAAGGCAGAGACCAGCUGUACUGGAAAACAAUUAAAGCCUUUCAGUAUGUCCAUGAUCAUUAUUUAGAAGAUGCUGAUUGGUUUAUGAAAGCAGAUGAUGAUACUUACGUUAUACUAGAUAACUUGAGAUGGCUUCUCUCAAAAUACAACCCUGAACAACCCAUUUACUUUGGGAGAAGAUUUAAGCCCUAUGUAAAGCAGGGCUACAUGAGUGGAGGAGCAGGAUAUGUACUGAGUAAAGAAGCUUUGAAGAGAUUUGUUGAGGCAUUUAAAACAGACAAAUGUACGCACAGUUCCUCAAUCGAAGAUUUAGCACUGGGGAGAUGCAUGGAAAUUAUAAAUGUAGAAGCGGGAGAUUCCAGAGAUACCACCGGAAAAGAAACUUUUCAUCCUUUUGUACCAGAGCACCACUUAAUCAAGGGUUAUCUGCCGAGAACCUUUUGGUACUGGAAUUAUAACUAUUAUCCUCCUGUAGAGGGUCCUGGUUGCUGUUCUGAUCUUGCAGUUUCUUUUCACUAUGUUGAUCCUACAACUAUGUAUGAGUUAGAAUACCUCGUUUAUCAUCUUCGUCCGUAUGGUUAUUUAUACAGAUAUCAACCUGCCUUACCUGAGAAGAUACUAAAGGAAGUAAGUCAGAUAUACAGAAAUGAAGAUACAAAAGUAAAUCAGGAGCCCUUGAAAGAAAAACAUAAAUGAACGGAGGUAAAAUGCCUAGUGUUGCACUGAAGAAGAACUUCUCCAUUUCUGAUAGAGAACACUGGAACCCCAGUGAGGAAUUCUUUCCAAGUGAACGUUCCAUGUUAGAAACCUUUCGUAUGAACGACUGUAAACUGAAGCUUUAAGUGCGCUGUGAAGUCUGUUAAAAUGUGUUUUGAUACAGUAAUAUAUAUAUGUAUAAGAAAAACUUGUGUUUUUAAAAUGGUGGCCAGGCAGAGGGACUAGAAAAGAGAUAUCGUUGCCUAUUCCUGACCAUAUGUAUUACUCUCACUGGGAAAUUAAAAGUUAAAUUUGCUAAAACUACACUGCACCAUGUUAGUAACUCACACACAAUGCUAAACAGAUCUGCCUUAAAGAAAAUUUAGAAGGAAAUAUUGUUGCUCAGUGUUGUCUGUAGACUCAGAACAUGAGUUUAUAUUUGCAGUCUGAUAUAAAUGAACCAACCACCCCCUGACACACCCACAGACAGUUUUUGUCUAAUGAAAAUUUGCUGUGACUAUUUAUAAUUGGUAGUAUUGCUUCCAGAAGAAGGUAGAAUAAGAAUGGCACUUGUCCUUAAGUGCAUUAA
Budorcas taxicolor (takin) is the source of this 1714-nucleotide messenger RNA. RefSeq names its product core 1 synthase, glycoprotein-N-acetylgalactosamine 3-beta-galactosyltransferase 1 (gene C1GALT1). NCBI's taxonomy places the organism in Eukaryota, Metazoa, Chordata, Mammalia, Artiodactyla, Bovidae. Gene Ontology annotation, cellular component: membrane. The transcript has 3 exons. The record is from RefSeq and is a predicted model, not a curated record. Gene Ontology annotation, molecular function: N-acetylgalactosaminide beta-1,3-galactosyltransferase activity. Bases 19 to 1125 code for a protein of 368 amino acids.